This is a messenger RNA of Necator americanus (New World hookworm), 1389 nucleotides long. RefSeq lists its product as uncharacterized. The record is from RefSeq and is a predicted model, not a curated record. Gene Ontology annotation, cellular component: intracellular cyclic nucleotide activated cation channel complex; plasma membrane. Bases 1 to 1389 code for a protein of 462 amino acids. NCBI's taxonomy places the organism in Eukaryota, Metazoa, Nematoda, Chromadorea, Rhabditida, Ancylostomatidae. Gene Ontology annotation, molecular function: intracellularly cAMP-activated cation channel activity; intracellularly cGMP-activated cation channel activity; cGMP binding. Gene Ontology annotation, biological process: monoatomic cation transmembrane transport. The transcript is spliced from 14 exons.
AUGCAACAUGCAUUUUUUACUAUAUAUCUUCCUCACAAGAAUCGAUUCUUGUUCAAGCACUAUUUGCUUUGGUCGACUGGAUGGCCAUGGCCUAUACCGUGGUUCCGACCGUUUCCCGUGGUGCGGCUGAAUCGGUUGUUUCGGCUGGAUAGGGUGCGUGACUGCAUCGAACGAACGGAAACCAGGAGUUCGAUGCCGAAUGCCUUCCGAGUGCUUUGUGUCGUAUGGUACAUAAUAGUUAUCAUACACUGGAACGCUUGUUUCUACUUCUGGAUAUCGGAAAUGAUUGGCCUAGGAUCUGAUGGAUGGGUGUAUGGACCUCUGAACAAACAAAGCUUGCCUGAAAAUGUCAAGGAUACACUUCUUCGUCGUUAUAUCUACAGCUUUUAUUGGUCUACACUGAUUCUGACUACAAUUGGAGAGGUUCCUGGACCCGUUCUAAAUGUAGAAUAUUUGUUCGUGACGUUGGACCUUAUGUGCGGCGUUCUUAUUUUCGCUACCAUCGUCGGUAACGUCGGAAGCAUGAUAUCCAAUAUGAGCGCUGCUCGAACAGAAUUCCAGAACAAAAUGGAUGGCAUAAAGCAGUACAUGGAACUGCGCCGAGUUAGUAAACAGCUGGAAACAAGAGUGAUAAAGUGGUUUGACUACCUUUGGGCAAACAAGCAGUCGUUGAGUGACCAGCAGGUCUUGAAAGUGCUUCCGGACAAGCUGCAGGCUGAAAUCGCUAUGCAAGUGCACUUUGAAACCCUAAGGAAGGUUCGCAUCUUCCAGGAUUGCGAAGCUGGACUUUUGGCCGAGUUGGUGCUCAAGCUACAGCUUCAAGUAUUUUCUCCUGGAGAUUACAUCUGCCGAAAAGGAGAUAUUGGAAGAGAAAUGUACAUAGUUAAAAGAGGCAAGUUGCAAGUUGUUGGCGAUGAUGGGCAGAAGGUUUUCGCAACACUGCAGGAAGGUGCUGUUUUUGGAGAGCUGAGUAUUCUGAACAUUGCAGGAAGCAAAAACGGCAACCGCAGAACAGCUAACGUCCGCUCUGUUGGUUAUACUGACUUAUUUGUGCUCAAUAAAAACGACCUGUGGAACGCACUGAGAGAGUAUCCAGACGCUAGAAAGUUGCUUUUGGCAAAGGGCCGAGAGUUGUUGAAAAAGGAUAACCUUCUGGAUGAAAACGCGCCGGAGGAGCAACAGACCGUCGAAGAAUUAGCCGAGCAGCUCACCAAUUCUGUCAAAGUCCUACAAACGAGGAUGGCUCGCUUAAUUGCCGAACACACGAGCACUGAGACAAAACUCAAUAGCCGUAUUGAGUUCCUGGAGAAACAACUGCGCAGAUACAAAACUGCAGUUAGAAGACAGAAAAGCUUGCAAGUACAUUCAAUGAGCCAAGAUGAUUCGUAA